Molecule: messenger RNA, 2052 nt
Organism: Aspergillus saccharolyticus JOP 1030-1
Lineage: Eukaryota; Fungi; Ascomycota; Eurotiomycetes; Eurotiales; Aspergillaceae
Product: something about silencing 10 family protein
Exons: 2
Coding region: 37-1971 (644 amino acids)
Biological process (GO): maturation of SSU-rRNA from tricistronic rRNA transcript (SSU-rRNA, 5.8S rRNA, LSU-rRNA)
Cellular component (GO): nucleolus; small-subunit processome
Source: RefSeq, a predicted model, not a curated record
CUCAUAGCCCCAGUUUACACUUGGUUGAAAUAUACAAUGGGUAAGAAAAGAAAGGCUGGCGGUCGUCCUGCAGGCGCCAAAAAGGAAGAUUUCGGACCCACCAAAUUCGAUAUCGAGGAGAGAUUCGAUGAUUCCGAGGAUGAGUUCCAAGCCGGUCGCGAUCAGAUUCUUCUAGAGGAAGCACCAGAGGCAAAGCGUCGUCGCAAGCUGGUCGAAGAUGAGGCAAUGCUGCAGCCAUCGGACGAGGAAAUAAUGGGCUACGACUCGGCGGACGAUGACGACGAUGACUUGGACGACGAGGAUGACUAUCAGGAGGAUGGAUACGAUGACGAUGAUAUGGAUGAUAUGCCAUCGAAAUCCAAGAAGCGCGCGGGCAGCCAGGGAUCGGGCUCCGAAGACGAGGAAGAAGGCAUUGCCGCAUGGGGCUCCUCGAAGAAAGACUUCUACAAUGCGGACCAGAUCGAAACGGAAGCCGAUGCGCUCGAAGAAGAAGAAGAAGCCAAGAGACUCCAACAGAAGCACUUGCAGAGCAUGAAUGAGGAGGAUUUCGGUUUCGACGAGACGGAAUGGGCCGACUCUGGCAAGGCGGAUGAAGCGGAGCAAGCCGGUGGUGAGGUGACGGAAGUCCUCCCACAACUGGAAAUCACAGAGGAUAUGAGUGCGGAGGAGAAGAUGAAAAUCUUGAAGUCGAGAUACCCCGAGUUCGAACCGCUUUCGAAAGACUUCCUUGAUCUCCAACCCACUCACCUGGAGCUCAAGAAGGCCGCCGAAACCUUUAAUGCUAACGACGAUUCUGAGAAUGCCCCGGAAUAUGCGCCGGCCUCCGUUGUCAAGUUCCGCGCCCUCUCUGCCUACCUUGGUACUAUCAGCCUCUACUUUAUGCUCCUGACCUCCGGCAAGGACGCAGCCGGCAAGCCCAUUGCCCUAUCCCCCGCCGAGCUCCGAGCACACCCCGUGAUGGCCACUCUCGUUAAGUUCAGAAAACUCUGGGAGUCUGUCAAGGACCUCACCGAGCCUGAGUCUGAAUCCGAACCCUCCGACAUUUCCGAAUCCGAGCUCGAGGAAGAUGAAAUCUCCGAUGCCUCCGAGAUCGAAACCGAGACGAAGAAGGACAAGAAGCAGAAGAAGAAGACCAAGGCACAGCUGGCAGCCGAAGCCCGCCAGGCGGAAGCGGAGGCCCGGAGAGCGAAGAGACUGCAGGAGACCGAGGCCAACCUGGCCGAUCUCUCCAAGCUGGUCACCGCACCCGGUAAGAAACGCGCAGCACAAAAGGUCAAGAAUGUAUCCAAGGAUGCAGAUGACUCCGACUUUGGCGAUGAAGAUGCCCUCACCGCCAAGGAAGCCGAGGAGAAGGCUAAGCAGAAGCGCUCUCUCCGCUUCUACACCUCCCAGCUUGCGCAGAAGGCGAACAAGCGCACUGCAGCCGGCCGUGAUGCAGGUGGUGACGCUGAUCUGCCUUACCGCGAGCGCUUGAGGGAUCGCCAGGCUCGCCUGAACGCUGAAGCUGAGAAGCGUGGUAAGCAGAAGCUUAAGGAGUCGGAGCAGCUGGGUGGCGACAGUGACGAAGAGGAUAACCGGGUGGCCAAGCAACUCCGCGGAGAGGAGUCCGAUAGCGACGACUACUAUGACAUGGUCGCAGCCCGCUCCAAACAGCGGAAGGACGACAAGAAGGCGCGCGCAGAGGCCGAGAAGGAGGCCGCCCGCGCAGGCGGUUAUGUCGAGGUCCAGGAGGAGGUUGGGCCCGACGGCAAGCGAGCCAUCACGUACCAGAUCGAGAAGAACAAGGGUCUUGCUCCCAAGCGCAGCAAGGACUCUCGCAACCCCCGUGUCAAGAAGAGGAAGAAGUUCGAAGAGAAGAAGAAGAAGCUGGGUAGCAUACGCCAGGUGUACAAGGGCGGUGAAGGCCGUGGUGGCUAUGGUGGUGAACUUACUGGUAUCAAGAAGAACUUGGUCAAGAGUGUCAAGCUCUAGCCUCGUUUCUCCAUUCCACCGAUAUACCAUUCCUUCUCGCCGGCGUUUUGCGUGUGUUAAAAAGGGGGGUUUUGUUUGCUU